AUGAGCCCUAGGAAAAUACAAAUGAGAAUGCUGCACCAAGUGAUAUACAACCCUCAAUACGAAAUCGAAGCAGUCAGUUGGAACCUCCCCCUGUUGGCUGGGUUAAAUGUAACUUCGAUAGUGGGUUUAUGCAAAUGUAACUUCGAUAGUGGGUUUAUGCAAGGAAGUCCUUAUACACGUUCCGGUUGGAUAAUACGAGAGAGUAACGGCCAUACAAUCCUAUGUGGAAGUGCGAAACUACAUCCAUCAACAAGCUCACUACACGCGGAGGUUCUCGGGUUUCUCCAUGCCUUACAAGUGAUAUGGAUUCACGGAUUGCGUUAUGUUUGGUUCGAAACCGAUAACAGAGACCUUGUAACGUUACUCAACAAUGACGAGGAUCAUCGCUUGCUUGGACCUCUUCUUUGCGAUAUACGUUAUUGGAUGCUAAAGCUACCCUACUGCUCAAUCGACUUUGUCAAUCGGGAGAGAAACUCUGCAGCUGAUACAAGCUCACUACACGCCGGUGUCUUGUUAAUCAGAAUGAUAAAGCCCCAAAUUUGGUUCUGAACCUUAGACCCAUUUAAACAAACCAAAGGCCCAAUAUUUGUACAAGUUUAGGUUAAUAAACUUUAGUUCAGUACCUCAGCCCAUUUAAUUUAACCAAAAGCCCAAUAUCUGUCCAAAUUUUAUGAUGGCAUGCCUAAAUUGUUGUAUGGGUGAUGGUGACGCUUAACACAAUUGUUUUUCAAAUUCCUCUAAUACUGCGACCC
Messenger RNA from Arabidopsis thaliana (thale cress), 752 nucleotides. RefSeq names its product Polynucleotidyl transferase, ribonuclease H-like superfamily protein. Gene Ontology annotation, molecular function: RNA-DNA hybrid ribonuclease activity; nucleic acid binding. NCBI's taxonomy places the organism in Eukaryota, Viridiplantae, Streptophyta, Magnoliopsida, Brassicales, Brassicaceae. The transcript has a single exon. The coding region runs from base 1 to 549 and encodes 182 amino acids. The record is from RefSeq and is marked reviewed.